AACUAAUAAUCUCAAUCUCCAUGAAUCCUUCCAUCCCGCGCUCCCCCUCCCCCAAACCUAAAUUUAUCUUUCACUGAUCGAUUCUCAAUCAGGACAUUUGGGAACAAGAAUGGAUUCAGAAACUGCUGAUUCAUCACUGCCACCUGUUAAAUCUCCUGAUACACAACCACCUCCUCAUGAUCCUGUGCCCGGGAAUUCUGCAAGUGAUGCGACAUCAAAACUAUCUGCAGCUGGCAUAACAUCAUGGGCCAAAAGUUUGAAAAUCCCCCAGCCAUUGACUUCCUCGCCAGAUGACUCACCUACUGGAAAUGCUGGAAAAUCAACCUUUGCACGUUUUACUAGUGGGUUUGGACUGCGCAUGUCUCCUAAAUCCCCUGCAGCAGAUGAUAGUCCUGAAGGAACUUCAUCAACUUCACAACCUGGUAUAUUUGGAACAAUUACUAAGGGUUUAGUUGAUACUUCCAAGAAUGCAGUGAAGGCAGUACAGGUCAAAGCUCGGCAUGCUGUCUCUCAAAACAAGCGAAGAUAUCAGGAAGGAGGUUUUGAUUUGGAUAUGACAUAUAUCACUGAGAAUAUAAUUGCUAUGGGAUUUCCUGCUGGUAACAUGAGCUCUGGGUUUUUUGGUUAUGUGGAGGGGUUCUAUCGAAACCACAUGGAAGAAGUUAUCAAGUUUUUUGAGACCCAUCACAAGGACAAGUAUAAAGUGUACAAUCUUUGUUCUGAAAGGCUGUAUGAUGCAUCACUGUUUGAAGGAAAGGUGGCUAGUUUUCCAUUUGAUGACCACAAUUGCCCCCCAACACAGCUGAUAAUAUCAUUUUGUCAAAGUGCUUAUUUGUGGUUAAAGGAGGAUAUUGAGAAUGUUGUUGUUGUGCACUGUAAGGCUGGAAUGGCAAGGACAGGGCUGAUGAUUUCUUGCCUUCUUCUGUACUUAAAGUUCUUCCCUACCGCGGAGGAGUCUAUUGACUAUUACAACCAGAAGAGAUGUUUUGAUGCGAAGGGGCUUGUUCUGCCCAGCCAAAUUAGAUAUGUAAAAUAUUUUGAGCGUAUCUUAACAUACUUCAAUGGAGAAAACCAGCCAGGGCGUAGGAGCAUGCUCAGGGGAUUUCGGCUUCACAGGUGCCCAUAUUGGAUCAGGCCAUCUAUUACCAUCUCUGAUCAUAAUGGUAUUCUCUUCUCCUCAAAAAAGCAUCCCAGAACGAAGGAUUUGCCGCCCGAAGAUUAUUGGUUUAGUGCUCCCAAGAAAGGAGUUAUGGUCUUUACUUUGCCAGGAGAGCCUGGUCUGACGGAGGUGUCUGGAGACUUCAAAGUUCAUUUUCAUGACCGCCAAGGGGAUUUUUACUUUUGGUUGAACACGACAUUUAUGGAGAAUAGACAAAUUUUGAACACCAGCGAUAUUGAUGGGUUCAUUAAGAGGAAACUGCCUUCCCCAGGAUUUCAGGUUGAGGUUGUGCUGGUAGAUAAUGAUGGCUCUGUUUCAAGGGGGUCAAAUGCUGAAACUGAUGUGAAGAAGUCGGAUGAAGGUUCAAGUACUGCUCGUGCAUCAGUUGAAGCAGCUACAGCUGAACCAAACCAAAAUAAAGAUCCAGGAAGUAAUGAUAAAGAUGAUGUGUUCUCAGAUGGUGAGGCAGAUGAAUCAGUAUUUUCCAAACGAAAGCAGGCUCAAGCAUCCUCUGCAGGGGGACAAAGUGCUGCCACACCAGCUCCUAGUCCUGGAACUGAUAGUAAAUCAGAUCAAGUUGCAAGUUUAACCCAGGCAACUGAACAGUUUUCUCUGGGAAACAGGGGCUCCCAACAAUCACAUGCCACUAGUCAGCUGAAAAGUGAAGUUGUAGGUGGAACUGUCUCAAGCCUUGAGGCGAACAACUCCCAUAGUGAAUUCAAGGCAAUGGCUGCUGAUGCAUCCGUCUUUACCUUUGGAGAUGAUGAAGACUACGAAAGUGACUGAGCAAGGACGAGCGUUGAUGUCUUCCUGCAAGGAUCUGUACAUAAAUCAGUUUGCUAGGCAUACGUGUACCUGUUGGUGAUCAAUCCAUAUGUUUUGUCAAGUUUAUCUGGCCUGUUUUUUUGGUAAGUCGAAAGGCAGGCUGGAGGCGACAAUAAUUGUGCAUCAAUUAGUGGAAUUGUUUCAUUGUUUUUAUUGAAAAAAAAAAAAUAAUGUACUGCUCUGUACAUUAAUAAAUUUAAAUUAUCUGGAAAGAGUUGUAAGCUCAUUUGCUUUUGGUUCCUGCUUUAAA
Populus euphratica (Euphrates poplar) is the source of this 2234-nucleotide messenger RNA. Its product is annotated as phosphatidylinositol 3,4,5-trisphosphate 3-phosphatase and dual-specificity protein phosphatase PTEN-like. The transcript has 13 exons. NCBI's taxonomy places the organism in Eukaryota, Viridiplantae, Streptophyta, Magnoliopsida, Malpighiales, Salicaceae. The record is from RefSeq and is a predicted model, not a curated record. Bases 110 to 1945 code for a protein of 611 amino acids. Gene Ontology annotation, biological process: dephosphorylation. Gene Ontology annotation, cellular component: cytosol. Gene Ontology annotation, molecular function: phosphatidylinositol-3,4,5-trisphosphate 3-phosphatase activity.